Molecule: messenger RNA, 1711 nt
Organism: Caenorhabditis angaria
Lineage: Eukaryota; Metazoa; Nematoda; Chromadorea; Rhabditida; Rhabditidae
Source: the annotation of a GenBank genome assembly
AUGUAUAUUUGGAAAUGCAAAAAAAAUGAUACAUCAAAAAAUAAAAGCAAAUUUCAGGUCAUAAUUCCGGUUUUUGCACUUGGUCGAGCUCAGGAAUUAUGUAUUCUUUUGGAAUCGUAUUGGGAGAGAAUGGCGCUGAAAAUUCCGAUUUUCUUCUCACAAGGUCUUGCCGAAAGAGCAAAUCAAUAUUAUCGACUUUUUAUUUCCUGGACCAAUGAAAACAUCAAAAAAACAUUUGUUGAACGAAAUAUGUUCGAAUUCAAACAUAUUCGACCAAUGGAAAAAGGAGCUGAAGAUAUGCCGGGACCACAAGUCCUUUUCUCAACACCUGGAAUGUUGCACGGUGGACAAUCGUUGAAAGUGUUCAAAAAAUGGUGUUCUGAUCCGAAUAAUAUGAUUAUUAUGCCUGGUUAUUGUGUUGCUGGAACUGUUGGAGCACGAGUUAUUAAUGGCGAGAAACGAAUUGAGAUUGAUGGAAAAAUGGUGGGAAUGUUUUUGAAUUUUUGGCGGGAGAAUUCGAAUAAAAAUAAUAUUGCCACGUGGAUUUUUCGGACAAAAUUUCAAAUUCAAAAAUUUACCGAUCUGGAAAUUUGGCUGCAAAAUUUCAAGUUCAAAAAAUGUUUUCACGUGGAUUUUUAACAUCAAAAUUUCUAAUUUGAAUAAUAUACUUCUGGCGGCAAAAAUUAAGAGUGAAAAAUAUUUGCUACGUGGAAUUCUGAUGGUAAAUUUUCAAAAUUUGAAAAUGUUGCCAUGUUGAAAUUUGGCCGCAAAAUUUAAAGUUCAAAAAAUUCUGCAACGUGGAUUUCUGAUGGCAAAUUUUCGAAAUCCAAAAAUUUUAGAUUUUGAUCUCAUGAAACUAGAUUAGUACAGAAUUACCCAACUUCUAUAUCUGAAACAAAAAUAUUUAUUCCAGCACGAUAUUCGCCUUGGAGUUGAAUAUAUGUCAUUCAGUGCACACGCAGAUGCAAAAGGAAUUAUGCAAUUAAUCCGACAAUGUCAACCACAACAUGUUAUGUUUGUCCACGGAGAAGCUGCAAAAAUGGAAUUUCUCAAAGGAAAAGUUGUGAAAGAGUUCAAAAUUCCUGUUCAUAUGCCAGCAAAUGGUGAAACGGUUUCGAUUGAGAAAUUGCCAACUUUUGAACUUCCGAUUUCUCAAGACGUAAGUUUUGAAGUAGAUUUGGGAAAAAUUGAGAUUUUCUUUGCAGAAAAUUGAAAAAUGCAUUAGCUUGGAUCCAAAUCCUUCGAAAAAACAAUGUCCUUUCAACAGUAAAUUUGUUCUUGAUCAAAGUGUGAGUUUUUUUUUUGAAAUUCUAAUUUAUUUUUUUUUUAUUUUCAGACACAAGAAUUGGAAAUUGAAGUGAAUAAUGAAAUAAAUUUAAGUGAAGACAAUAACAUGAUUCCAAUUACCGUAUCUCUUUCACAAAUAAUUCGCGGGAAAAAGUUGAAUUGGAAAGAGUUGAGUGAAGAGAUGCAAGUACAUGAUCCACAUUUACAAUUGAAACAGGUACGUGACAAAAUUUUUAUUAAAUUUUAAAUCAUGUUUUUUCAGGAUGGAAUUGAAAUGUUCGACGGUGAAAUUUGUAUAAUGGCUUUGAGAAACUUGGAAAACAGUGUUGAAUUGGUUUGGGAUGAAUGUAGACAACCAUGGUUUCAAACUAUAUAUCAGACAAUUUGUGAUUCGAUUCGACCUCGAACACAUCUCAAUUCAUAA